Messenger RNA from Dendronephthya gigantea, 1574 nucleotides. RefSeq lists its product as uncharacterized. The record is from RefSeq and is a predicted model, not a curated record. The coding region runs from base 72 to 1574 and encodes 500 amino acids. NCBI's taxonomy places the organism in Eukaryota, Metazoa, Cnidaria, Anthozoa, Malacalcyonacea, Nephtheidae. The transcript has a single exon.
AAUACAACAGGAAGCGAAGUCGAGAAGUAUUUGAAACUGAUGAUCAUGGUAAGAAGCACCAAAUUACAUACAUGAAAGGAUGCAAAGUUCCCAAGCUUAUGGAAUACAAAAAAGUGAGGCGCUUUGUAAAUUCUGUUGACAUUGGCGAACUGAAAGAGAUUCCAAGAGCCAACCAUUCAGCUCUUGACAAACAGCAACAAUCUGACGAUGAAAGCAGUGGUGAGCAUGCUGUGUCAGGUUGUUAUAGAGAGUUAGAGUCCUUCCUACUUAAGAUAGCUAGCCUGUAUUUAGUUCUAGAUAAUGCACAACCUGGGUUUCUUAAUUGGUUUGGUUUACGUAAAGGCAUGUUUCAGGUAUCAAUAGGAGCAGAUGGGGCCCCAUUUGGUAAAUAUAACCAGGCAACAGCUUGGCUUGUUUCAUUUUUAAAUGUCGCUGAUAGAGUCGCAAGCUGUGAUGAAAACUACUUAAUAUGUGGGGCAAAUUGCUCAGAAGAGCACCAAUCAAUGAUUGAGUAUGGUAAGUUACUUAGAAAAGAGAUGGAAAUUAUUGAAAAGAAAACAUACCUCAUUGAGGGAAUUUCCAUCUCUUUUUCAUUUGAGUUAUUGCCAGCAGAUAUGAAGUGGUUAGCAUUUAUCUCUGGGGAGCUUCCUAACUCAGCCACCUAUUUUUCUUCAUUUGCCAACGUUUCGGAAUCCGAAAAGAGUCAAAUGGGUAAAACUUUUGGGUCAACUAGUGAUGAUUAUUUUCAACCAUGGGACUACCAAAAACGUUUGGAGGUUGUAAAACGUGUUGAAAAGUACAAGAGUAAGCUUACCCAAAAGCAGCUAGUUGGCCGCACUAAGGUAACUCAAUUCAUUGCAAGUCAAAAAUCUCGACAAGAAUUUGAACCUAUUUUGGGGCCUUUUAUAGACAAGGCUGUUGUAGAACCAUUACAUCUGGCAAACAAUAAUUGGCAAUUUUUGUUCACAGAAUUGUUCGAAUAUGUUUUGUACUCAAAAACAGUAAUUCCAUGUAGUGCCAAAAAAAUAACAGAUUUACCAAAGAGCUGCUGUUUGAGAAAGUUUUUGUCAUGUUUAAAAAAGAAAGUAAAAGCAAAUAGGCUGUAUAACUCAAUUCUUCGGUGGUUUAGAGAAGGUCGUAAAACUGGCAAUGCUUUUCACUUCAGAUUCACUGGUCAAGAAACCAGGUUGAUGUGUAAUGGUUUUUCAAAACUAGUGAAGGUUUUACUGCCAAACAAUUUAGACUGUUAUGAAGAUCUUAUUGUCUAUGCUAUAUCAUUUAUGGCAAUUAAUCUCAGGGAUGCAGUGUCCAUAUUUUCACGAAUAACAGAUAUGAGACAGGAGCUCCUUGCUAAGUUAAAUAGGUGUUGUGUUAACUACUUUAAUGCAGCUGCAUUAUUUCUCAGUAGGAUUACGGUUAGUGUUUGGACAGUGGGCAAUGUAGUACCAGUGCAUGCCAAUAAGUUGUUUGAAAAGUUCAAAACAGGAUUGGGUUUAAACACCAUGCAGGGACGGGAGGCAAAACACCAACGAUUGGGGGAAUACUCUAAAAAUACCACAUAUCAGCACAGAUAA